UCUGAAAGUCGACGCGACGUUAGUGGCAUCUAUGGAUUUGUCAGUGAAUAUUAUGUUUUAAUGCAGUGGUGUUAUUCUUUGCUGUUAAAAAAAAUACAUGAGUUAAGUCAAAAUGGAUGAGACAGACAAUAGCAAGAGUCUCUACUUGUUUGGACGAGAUGUGUCCAAAAUACCAUGUUUUCGUAGUAGCUUUCUUUAUGGUAUGGGAGGUGGAUUUGGUAUUGGAUUAAUGUCAUUUAUGAUAACCAGUAAACCACGAUUGUCUACACAUGUAGGAUUCAGUGGGUUUGCAGUUACAACUUUAAGUUAUUGGAUGUAUUGCCGUUAUCGAUGGUCUCUGGAUAAAUUUGCUGUAACGCAACUUCAACCAGCUAUGCGAAAUAAAGCAUUGUUUGAAGGAACCAAAUUGGACCCAGAAAUAAAAGAAGCUUAAAUGUGAUAUAAAGUUUGAUACUUAGUACCAUGUAGAAAUAUUUUGAAGUAUUUAUUUUAAAUAUUAAUAAAAGUAUAUCAAA
This is a messenger RNA of Chrysoperla carnea, 515 nucleotides long. It is a transcript of the gene l(3)87Df, whose product is annotated as cytochrome c oxidase assembly protein COX20, mitochondrial. Lineage: Eukaryota; Metazoa; Arthropoda; Insecta; Neuroptera; Chrysopidae. The coding region runs from base 113 to 433 and encodes 106 amino acids. The transcript is spliced from 2 exons. Gene Ontology annotation, cellular component: mitochondrion; mitochondrial inner membrane. Gene Ontology annotation, biological process: mitochondrial respiratory chain complex IV assembly. The record is from RefSeq and is a predicted model, not a curated record.